CUAAUCGAGAAGGCUAUCAAAAAUAUUAGUUUUUAUUCUUUGGUUUCUUUGACAAAAUAUAAGCUGGAAAGCAAUACACAACAGACAGGAGCAGGUUCUGGCAGCGCUCGACAAGAAUAGCAAGUUCCGCAAUGAUGACGUCAAAGGCGGCAGUGAUUUGUUUAUGUCUGCUAGUUAGUAGCUGCUACGUGUCGGUGUCGGCAGACGAACACAAUCAUAAGUACAAUGAUAAGGAAGAGGUAGUGCUAUGGAUGAACACAGUGGGUCCGUAUCACAAUCGGCAGGAAACGUAUGCGUACUUUUCGCUGCCGUUUUGCAGUGGUGGCAAGCCAUCCAUUAGCCACUAUCAUGAAACUCUAAGCGAGGCGCUGCAGGGAGUCGAGCUGGAGUUCAGUGGUUACGAAAUGGAGUUCAAGUCGGAUGUGCCGCGCACAGUAGUCUGCAUGGUGCAUCUCAACGAGGAGAGCGUCAAGGCUUUUACGUAUGCAGUGAUGAAUGAGUAUUGGUAUCAAAUGUAUAUUGAUGGCCUGCCCAUUUGGGGCAAGGUGGGUGAGCGAGAUGACAACGAUGGCAAAUAUUAUAUACAUACGCACAAGAAGUUCGAUAUCGGCUAUAAUGGUCAGCAAAUUGUGGACAUAACGCUAACAACGGAAAUGCGCGAGGAGCUGAAAGCUGAUUCCAAAAUCAAGUUCUCCUAUGAAGUCAAUUGGAAGCCCAGCAAGAUUGUGUUCAAGAAUCGCUUUGACAAGUACCUAGAUCCCAACUUUUUCCAGCACAGGAUACAUUGGUUCAGCAUCUUCAAUAGCUUCAUGAUGGUCAUCUUCCUCGUGGGCUUGGUUUCGAUGAUUUUGAUGCGCACGCUACGCAAGGAUUAUGCACGUUAUAGCAAGGAUGAGGAAAUAGAUGACAUGGAACGCGAUUUGGGCGAUGAAUACGGCUGGAAGCAGGUGCAUGGUGACGUUUUCCGCACUCCACCCAACUCGCUGCUCUUCUCAGCACUCGUUGGCGCUGGCUAUCAGCUCAUCUCUGUGGUCUUUUGUGUUAUUAUGUUUGCUAUUGUUGGCGAACUGUAUACAGAACGUGGCUCAAUGCUGUCGACUGCCAUCUUUGUUUAUGCUGCCACAUCACCCAUUAAUGGUUACUUUGGAGGCUCGCUCUAUGCACGUCUGGGCGGUCGCUUGUGGAUACGUCAGAUGCUCGCCUCAGCAUUCACUGUGCCCGUUUCAGUUUGCGGCACUGCCUUCUUUAUUAACUUUAUUGCCAUUGGCUAUCACGCCUCGCGUGCCAUUCCCUUUGGCACAAUGGUGGCCGUCACCUGCAUUUGCCUAUUCGUCAUAUUGCCGCUGACCUUGGUAGGCACUGUGGUUGGACGCAAUUUGGAUGGCCAGCCGGACUUCCCGUGCCGCGUCAAUGCAGUGCCCAGGCCCAUACCGGAAAAGAAAUGGUAUAUGGAGCCAUUAAUCAUUGUGCUGCUGGGCGGCGUGUUACCGUUUGGCUCUAUCUUUAUUGAAAUGUACUUUAUUUUCACCUCUUUCUGGGCAUAUAAGAUCUACUAUGUCUAUGGCUUUAUGUUGCUCGUCUUUACUAUACUGACUAUUGUAACCGUGUGUGUUACCAUAGUGUGCACCUAUUUUCUGCUGAAUGCUGAGGAUUAUAGAUGGCAAUGGACGAGCUUUAUGGCAGCCGGCUCUACGUCUAUUUAUGUGUAUGCAUAUUCAUUUUACUACUUUUUCUUUAAAACCAAAAUGUUUGGUCUGUUUCAAACGGCUUUCUACUUUGGUUACAUGGCACUGUUUAGCGGCGCAAUGGGCAUCAUUUGCGGCACCGUCGGCUAUGUGGGCACAAAUCUGUUUGUGCGCAAAAUCUAUUCCAAUGUAAAAAUAGAUUAAGUUCUUUUUUGGCUGUAGCAUACCCCAAAAAGCUAACCACUUACAACUGUAUUUAUUGUGUAGACUUUUAGUUAAAACAUGCAUAAACAUCUUGUGUUCAUAUGCAUGAUGCCGUUUUGCUCGAAACCAUCUCUCAUAUCGGUGUAAAUUUUGAAACCAAACAGCCCAAAAAGUAUCUCUCAGAUAGAGCAACACGCAUAUGCAUGUGUAUAUAACAAAAGCUGUUUGCAUAUACUAUACAUACAUAAAUGGAUGUAUGUAUAUAUAAAUUAAUUUGAAUGCUCCAUUGUGAGUGAACUAUUAACAAAUGAAAACAAAUAUCUAUGCAAUUUGCCAAUGUGACUACAAAUUGCUUACGCCAAUUAAGUUUAUAUACAAUGCAGAAAAUGUGCUGAUUAGCAAUAGUCUCUAAAAUUAAAUUAAUAAAGU
Messenger RNA from Drosophila busckii, 2318 nucleotides. It is a transcript of the gene TM9SF3, whose product is annotated as transmembrane 9 superfamily member 3. The record is from RefSeq and is a predicted model, not a curated record. Gene Ontology annotation, cellular component: membrane. The transcript is spliced from 6 exons. The coding region runs from base 132 to 1889 and encodes 585 amino acids. Gene Ontology annotation, biological process: protein localization to membrane. Lineage: Eukaryota; Metazoa; Arthropoda; Insecta; Diptera; Drosophilidae.